GUGCGUUCAGGCGCGCAGCAGAAGGUGUGCGCACAUGGCGCGCGGACUGUCCCUUUGACUUGGAGACAAGCGUGAAAAAGUGAAUCCAGAACCCCGAUCGGGGGGAGGGGAGGUGUGAUGUCUAACGCCUUCCAGUGCCACGGGAACGCUCGCAGGGCUUCGGUGGUGGCGCGUGGAAAGAGACCACCGGAUCUGGAGCUGUUGGAAAGCGCGUGCGGCGCGCGAGAAGCUGAGACGCCGAGCAAGUUUUUACAGAAAGACAACAUGCCCGAGGAUGUCCAUAGUCCCACAGAAGACGCCCCUGUCCACCACCAUGCAGUCCCUCAUCCCUACUUGUCCCACCCUCGGAUGUCUGUGCGGAUGUCGGUGUACAGCACCGGGAUCCGUCCGGUCCUCACCCGCGCGUACGUCCAAGGACGCGUCUAUAACUUUCUGGAAAGGCCGUCUGGCUGGAAAUGCUUCGCGUAUCACUUCACAGUGUUUCUCAUCGUUCUGGCGUGCCUCAUCCUCAGUGUUCUCUCCACCAUUGACCAAUACCAGGCGCUCGCUCACACGACACUGUUCUGGGUGGAAAUAGUCCUUGUGGUGUUCUUUGGUGUGGAAUAUUUUGUCCGCCUCUGGUCAGCAGGCUGCUGCAGUAAAUACGUCGGUAUCUGGGGUCGACUCCGCUUUGCCAGGAAGCCCAUAUCAAUUAUAGACCUGAUUGUAGUCAUUGCCUCAAUAAUUGUGCUGUCAGUGGGUUCCAAAGGCCAGAUGUUUGCUGCGUCGGCUGUAAGAGGGAUCCGCUUUCUGCAGAUCUUACGUAUGCUCCACGUGGACAGGCAAGGAGGCACCUGGCGUCUCUUGGGUUCUGUCGUUUUCAUCCACCGGCAGGAGCUGAUUACAACUUUAUACAUCGGCUUUCUGAGCCUGAUCUUCUCGUCCUACUUUGUCUACCUGGCAGAGAAAGACGCAGUCGACAGCAGCGGCUCCUCCAACUUUGGAAACUAUGCAGACGCACUGUGGUUUGGGGUGGUGACAGUGACAACCAUUGGUUAUGGAGACAAAGUACCACAGACCUGGAUUGGAAAGACGAUUGCCUCAUGUUUCUCAAUCUUUGCCAUUUCUUUCUUUGCUCUGCCUGCAGGGAUUUUAGGUUCAGGCUUUGCUCUGAAGGUGCAGCAGAAACAACGACAGAAACACUUCAACAGGCAAAUCCCUGCAGCCGCCUGUCUCAUCCAGACAUCAUGGAGGUGUUUUGCAGUAGACAACUUUGAAACUGCCACUCUGAAGAUGUUUCUCAAAAAACGUUACAACAUCCCUGCCUCAUCUCUGCCCACACCCAAACCAAAGAAAUUGGAGGUGAAGAUAAGGAGGAAGCUAAAGAGUUCAGAGAAAGACAACGGUCCAAUAUCUCCUACAAUUCCAAGCAUCACCUACGAUGCUGUGUGUGACAGCGGGAGGGAACUGAGCUCCGAUGUUUACAGCACUGUGAGCACAGAUCGCCAGCAGUCUUGGACAUCUUUGUCUUCUCUUCAGUUCAGCUCACCAUCUCCAGUGAAGAGAAGCCCUGGCCUUUUAGAGGUCCAUUCACCGAGCCCUCUCCACAGAAACUGCAGCUUCGCAGAUGACAUGGAGCUGGAGUUGGAGCGAGACAAUGAGCUGGCGCCUGUCACCACUGUGUCACAAAUGACUGAGUCUCACCGAAGAGCAAUCCGAGUCAUCCAGAGAAUGCGCUUUUUUGUGGCAAAGAGAAAUUUUCAGCAAGCCCGUAAGCCAUAUGAUGUGCGAGAUGUGAUUGAACAAUAUUCCCAGGGGCACCUGAACCUCAUGGUACGCAUCAAGGAGUUGCAGAGAAGACUGGAUCAGUCUUUAGGGAAAAUAACUUUGUUCCAGAGUGGUUCAGACCGAGCCAAAGAUAAAGGCAACAACUCCAUUGGGUCCAGACUCAACCGGAUGGAAGAAAAGAUAGCACACAUGGACCAGACGCUGAACCAUGUUGCAGAAUCUCUUGCCUGUCUGCUGAACCAAAGAGAUCUCAGUAGGGGUGAAGGUGGAGACCGGCCAAAACCACGUCAGGGACGGACCUUUCAUGUUCUCCCCAGCCAGGACAGUCUGCCGAGCUAUGACCAGCUGUCUUCAUCACCCUCUGGUUCCACAUCCUUUACUUUCCCAGUGCUCACUGUCACCCAAACUCAGGAUCAGAGUUCCUGAUCCCCCUCUCCAAAACUCAGC
This is a messenger RNA of Thalassophryne amazonica, 2214 nucleotides long. RefSeq names its product potassium voltage-gated channel, KQT-like subfamily, member 1.1 (gene kcnq1.1). Gene Ontology annotation, cellular component: membrane. The record is from RefSeq and is a predicted model, not a curated record. Lineage: Eukaryota; Metazoa; Chordata; Actinopteri; Batrachoidiformes; Batrachoididae. Gene Ontology annotation, molecular function: voltage-gated potassium channel activity. The transcript has 17 exons. Bases 118 to 2193 code for a protein of 691 amino acids. Gene Ontology annotation, biological process: transmembrane transport; potassium ion transport.